AUGACACAACCCCAUGAAGAACGCAGCGUUCGGAUUCCUCCAUCUCCCGUAGCGAGGGUGGUGGACAUUGUGAAGUACUUGGACGCCAAGGAGUGCUCGGUACGCGCGUCCAUGGUGGAAAAAUAUACAGCCGAGGACGUGGAGAAGGCAUUUAGCACGUUUUUCCCUCAAUUAGAAAAGGUUUUGGCUUUCCAGGGAGUGACAACUGCAGUUGAGGCACAGGACUUGAUAUUGUCGUUGGUGGCUGCCACGGUGGCCUACGAAUACAAUGAAGCGCCUAACCUCACAUUGGCCCUCUCUGAUAUCCCUUUUUCCCGCCUUUUAAAGGUGGCUCGUACCACUCAUCGUUUUUCUGUGUUGGAGGCACCUGGUAAGGUAAGGUUUGUCGUGUUUCCGGGAACGCACAACUACCGUACGUUCAAUGUGAAUCUGCGUUGGGGUCGGGUAAAGCGACAACAGUGGACAGGCCUUGUUGACGGACUCGUAGCUUCUGGCAUUGGUGGUGUUGACGAUGACCAUUACAUUCCCGUCCACGGGGGCGUUCGCUUGUUGUGGGAGUAUCGCGUUCACGAGGGCUUCUCCCGUGAGGCUGAUGAAAGUUUGUCACAGAUGGAACAACUCAUUCAUGAUGUCCGCCACAAUGGGUAUCGCUUGGUCUGUACAGGGCACUCACUGGGUGGGGCCGUUGCGCAACUAGUCACUUUUCGCAUGCUGUGUUCCCACACGGAAUUGAAGGACAAAUUGACGUGCAUCACUUUUGGCACACCUCUAGUGGGAAAUUAUCAACUUGCACAACGCGUGGAGAGGUGCGGAUGGCGGUCGAAAUUUCAUCACGUCGUCUACCGCUCUGAUGUGGUUCCGCGCUUGUCUUGUGCGGAUCAAAUAACCAAGGAUUUGGCGGAUCAGCUUGUGCAAGGGAUCGUAGCGUUUCAAAGCUCCGUACAGGGCUGGUUUGCAUCGCGUUCAAGCGGGGGUGAAGAACCCAAGGAUGUCGCAAAGGAAAUUGAUACUUGGAUAAAAGAAGGUAAGGACGCCGUAGAAGCUGAAGACAUACCCCCACCUACAAGUGGUCACCGCACCCACCGUAUGUACGCAUGUUUUGGUCGUUACCACUUCCUCAACCACGGUGGUGUUAACUAUUUCUCAACAGACGAUUCUGAAAUAGCGUUUCAUCGUUUGAAAGCGGGUUGCGGAGGUGUGACCAUUGUACGGGACCAUUCUCUCUCCGCCUACAACAGGGCUCUUAUGCUUCACCUCUAUAUUCCAUAA
Trypanosoma grayi is the source of this 1269-nucleotide messenger RNA. Its product is annotated as putative class 3 lipase. NCBI's taxonomy places the organism in Eukaryota, Euglenozoa, Kinetoplastea, Trypanosomatida, Trypanosomatidae. Gene Ontology annotation, biological process: lipid metabolic process. The transcript has a single exon. The record is from RefSeq and is a predicted model, not a curated record. The coding region runs from base 1 to 1269 and encodes 422 amino acids.